Messenger RNA from Daldinia decipiens, 357 nucleotides. RefSeq lists its product as uncharacterized. Lineage: Eukaryota; Fungi; Ascomycota; Sordariomycetes; Xylariales; Hypoxylaceae. The record is from RefSeq and is a predicted model, not a curated record. The transcript is spliced from 2 exons. The coding region runs from base 1 to 357 and encodes 118 amino acids.
AUGGCUUUUGUGCCACCGGACCAAAAGCUCCUAGACGAUAUCAUAUAUACAACCGACGUACAUAUUAAAGCAUCGAGGUCCAACAAAAUGACUCAGUCAAAGGCAGACAAAGUCGAGGAGGUCCGAUCCAACCUCCCUCUACCUGACCAACCCCCCGUCGCCUCGGACUGGAACUCGGCCGACGCCCGCAACGUCAACGUCGGCUCCGGCGGCGUCCAGAGCGAUAUCUCUACCGGCGCCGGCUCCACGUCGGGACUGCGUGAGCCCGCAAGCAAGAAGGACGUCGACUUGAGCGGCGUGGGCCGCCAGGGCAAGGAUAACCUAGAGAACCCGCCCAAGGAUGCCAGGUCUAAAUAG